Molecule: messenger RNA, 2517 nt
Organism: Ochotona princeps (American pika)
Lineage: Eukaryota; Metazoa; Chordata; Mammalia; Lagomorpha; Ochotonidae
Gene: LRRC8B
Product: leucine rich repeat containing 8 VRAC subunit B
Exons: 2
Coding region: 1-2412 (803 amino acids)
Molecular function (GO): protein binding
Source: RefSeq, a predicted model, not a curated record
AUGAUUACCCUAACAGAGCUGAAGUGUUUAGCAGAUGCCCAGUCAUCUUACCACAUCUUAAAACCAUGGUGGGACGUGUUCUGGUAUUACAUCACUCUGAUCAUGCUGCUGGUGGCAGUGCUGGCCGGAGCUCUCCAGCUUACACAGAGCAGGGUUCUGUGCUGUCUUCCAUGCAAAAUGGAAUUCGACAAUCACUGUGCUGUGCCUUGGGACAUACUGAAAGCCAGCAAGAACAUGUCCUCUAGCCCCCAGAUGCCACUUCCACUGCCCCUCCGAAUCCAGAAUGAUCUCCACCGACAGCAGUAUUCCUACAUCGAUGCUGUUUGUUAUGAGAAACAACUCCAUUGGUUUGCAAAGUUCUUCCCCUACCUGGUGCUCCUGCACACGCUCAUCUUUGCAGCCUGCAGCAACUUUUGGCUUCACUACCCCAGUACCAGUUCCCGACUGGAGCAUUUCGUGGCCAUCCUUCACAAAUGCUUUGACUCUCCGUGGACCACCCGUGCCCUGUCUGAAACAGUGGCCGAACAGUCAGUGAGACCCCGCAAACUCUCCAAGUCUAAGACUUUACAUUCGUCCUCAGGGUGUUCUGCUGACGUUGACUCCAGCAAGCAGUCAUUGCCCUACCCACAGCCAGGGCUGGAGUCCCCAGGCAUAGAAAGCCCCACUUCCAGUGUGCUGGACAAGAAGGAGGGCGAACAGGCCAAAGCCAUCUUUGAGAAAGUGAAGAGAUUUCGCAUGCAUGUGGAACAGAAGGACAUCAUUUAUAGGGUAUACCUGAAACAAAUAAUAGUCAAGGUCAUUCUGUUUGUCCUCAUCAUAACUUACGUUCCAUACUUUUUAACCUAUAUCACUCUUGAAAUUGACUGUUCCAUUGACGUGCAGGCUUUUACAGGAUACAAGCGCUACCAAUGUGUCUACUCCUUGGCAGAGAUUUUUAAGGUCCUAGCUUCCUUUUAUGUCAUUUUGGUUAUUCUCUAUGGUCUCACCUCCUCCUAUAGCUUGUGGUGGAUGUUGAGGAGUUCACUAAAGCAAUAUUCCUUUGAGGCAUUGAGAGAGAAAAGCAACUACAGCGAUAUCCCUGACGUGCAAAAUGACUUUGCCUUCAUCCUGCACCUGGCAGAUCAGUAUGACCCACUUUACUCCAAACGUUUCUCCAUAUUCCUGUCUGAGGUCAGCGAGAACAAACUGAAACAGAUCAACCUGAACAACGAGUGGACAGUAGAGAAGCUGAAAAGUAAGCUGGUGAAGAAUUCCCAGGACAAGAUAGAGCUACGGCUCUUUAUGCUCAGUGGCCUCCCAGACAAUGUCUUUGAGUUAACAGAAAUGGAAGUGCUGACCCUCGAGCUCAUCCCAGAGGUCAAGCUCCCCUCUGCCAUCUCACAGCUGGUCAACCUCAAUGAGCUUCGUGUCUACCACUCAUCCUUGCUGGUGGACCAUCCUGCACUGGCCUUUCUAGAGGAAAACUUAAAAAUCCUCCGCCUGAAAUUUACAGAAAUGGGAAAAAUCCCCCGCUGGGUAUUUCGCUUGAAGAAUCUCAAGGAACUUUACCUUUCAGGCUGUGUGCUCCCUGAGCAGUUGAGUACCACACAGUUGGAGGGCUUUCAGGACUUAAAGAACCUGAGGACGCUAUACUUGAAGAGCAGCCUGUCCCGGAUCCCCCAAGUCAUUACAGACCUCCUGCCUUCACUGCAGAAGUUGUCCCUUGACAAUGAGGGAUGCAAGCUGGUGGUGUUGAACAAUCUUAAAAAGAUGGUCAACCUAAAGAGCCUUGAACUGAUCGGAUGUGACUUGGAACGCAUUCCACACUCCAUUUUCAGCCUGAACAAUUUGCAUGAGCUAGACCUCAAGGAAAAUAACCUGAAGACAGUGGAGGAGAUCAUUAGCUUCCAGCAUCUUCAGAAUCUGUCCUGCUUGAAGUUGUGGCACAAUAACAUUGCUUAUAUUCCUGCCCAGAUUGGGGCGUUAUCUAACCUCGAGCAACUCUCUUUGGAUCAUAAUAAUAUCGAGAAUCUGCCCUUGCAGCUUUUUCUAUGCACCAAACUGCAGUAUUUGGAUCUAAGCUAUAACCACCUGACCUUCAUUCCAGAAGAAAUCCAGUAUCUAAGUAAUUUGCAGUACUUUGCUGUGACCAACAACAAUAUUGAAAUGCUACCAGAUGGACUGUUUCAGUGCAGAAAACUACAGUGUUUACUCUUGGGGAAAAAUAGCCUCAUGAACUUGUCCCCACUCGUGGGCGAGCUGACACACCUGACACAUCUGGAACUCAUUGGUAAUUACCUGGAGACACUUCCUCCUGAACUCGAAGGCUGUCAGUCCCUGAAGCGAAGCUGUCUGAUUGUCGAAGAGAAUUUGCUGAAUACUCUUCCUCUCCCUGUUACUGAACGUCUGCAGACAUGUUUAGAUAAAUGCUGACCUAAACAAAAGUCACCCAAAUCUCAGAACCACAUUGGAAAGUCAGCCCUCAGGCUGUGUGUGAGAAGUAAAAUAUCCUGUGUAAUAAAGAAAAGUGGGUGGUGA